Hyaloscypha bicolor E is the source of this 1674-nucleotide messenger RNA. RefSeq lists its product as uncharacterized. The transcript is spliced from 5 exons. Bases 30 to 1613 code for a protein of 527 amino acids. Lineage: Eukaryota; Fungi; Ascomycota; Leotiomycetes; Helotiales; Hyaloscyphaceae. The record is from RefSeq and is a predicted model, not a curated record.
GCACUAUUUCAGCCUUCUUUUCAACCACCAUGGCAGAAGAUUCCUACCAGACCCUCCUUUCGAUACUGCGCGAUCGAGAUGUGCCGCAUGAUCGAGAUGCUAUCAAAGCUGCAUUCAAUGACCCGGACAACCAGACCGCUAUUCAAACGUGGAUUCAAGAAUAUCUGACUCCUGAAACGCUCCUCACUAGAGAUGAAGCCGCUCUAUACGCUACCCUAUUGAAGAAUGGACAGGUUGAAGCUUUGGCAGCCCAAGACCUGUCUAUUGCUCAAGCAUUCACUCACCAGGAGAUCCAAAAUGCAAUCGAAGAGCUAAAAAGAUCGACGGCAGCUAUCGAAAAGCAAACCGAAGCGUUGCGAUUACAGCAGAAUGCUAUGGCUUCGCUGGUCAAGAACGAUAAAAGGACUAGCCAGACGCGUGCACAUACUGAGAAAGGCCAAGUCAGGAAAUGGGAAGUGGAGAAAGGUCAUAUCAAUGCUGCCAUUGAGGAAUUGUCGCAAAGCCUUAAGUACCAAAUUGUGGAUCUAGAACAACAAUCCAAGGCUACGGAUGCGGGUGUGAGGCAAACCGUGGAUAAUAUCCUCAAAUCGGACGACAAACUACUAUUAAGUUUACAAAAGCUGGCCAGUGACCUCGAUCCAGGGCAGUCCGGAGAUGAUGAUACUAUAGCGAGGAUAAGAGACUUGUGUGCAAGAUUGAUUAAGCACACAGUAGAAGGCAUACGAACGAGACUGGACCGAAUUUAUUUGGAUACUUUAAAAUCAUCGAAUACUUCAAACGGACACGAUUCGGACAACCAAGUCAAUGAUCUACAAGAAGAGCUCGAGUCUCUGUAUUCAGAAAUACUUCCUGUGGCUCAGAUGUCUGCAGAACAGCAAUAUCUGGAACCAGCUCUAAGAACUAUUGCCGCUACUAAUGGACAGGGACAAGAGCGGUCUGUGAAAGCAGUGAAAUAUAUAUGUGAGUGUCUCACAUUCCUCGUAAAUCGAAUCGAGACUCUCCUAGAACGCAUUGAGGAGAGUCAAUGCCAUAGAAUGGCAUUGCAAUUUGUAGUCGACUCCGCAAAGAAAGAGCUCGCACGCCCAGAGCCUUCUACAACCAAGCCUUCGAGCCCGACUAAACCAAACACCCAGAGAAGACGAAAAUCGUCAAGCUCUCAAACAUCCCCAAUCCGUGCCAGAACAACCCGACGCCGAUCAUCCGGGCACGAUGAGGACAUCGAGCCAGAACAGCAACUGGCCAGAAACUUGGGUAUCAUUCUCCCAGCUGAAGGAGUUUCUGAUACUGCCAGGGUUGAGGCCCUUGAGAAGAUGCUUUCUGAAAGGAUUACGAGGCUUGAGAGUCACGCUAACAGUCUGCAAUCGACGGCAGAGACAUCCAUUUCUUCGCAUUUGCUGGAUGCUCAGAUUACGCUGGGCUUGUUGCGGGAUUCUCUGUUGGCCGAGACACUUUAUGGGAAAGUUCGACUGAUUGAUCCCGAUGUUGAGUCAGACGUUUCGAAGUUCGAUCACGAGGUUCAGGACUUGCAGAGGAGUCUGGACGCCGUGGAACUACAUGCCUUGCAAGCUAAGAAUAUAAACCGGGAGCAGCUAGUAGAACGAUGGUCACGGUGAAAACUACCACGAUUCAAUAGCAAAAAUCGAAGAACGUCUAGAUAAACGACUGCCAGCCAUA